AAUAAACAACAGUGAAGAUAUAUUUAAUUUAUUAUUUUAACUAAACUACUCAAGAGGGGAAUUGAAAAUAAAAAACGGAACUUUGUAGUUGUAUCUACUCUAUUAUUCUUACUUCUCUCUACCUAUUUAACAAUCUUAACAAGAAUUUUUGAGUUUAUAAGUUUAUUUAUGGUUUGCUUGUAAGGCAGUUCUUAUGUUGCUGUUAUUUAUUUAGAUAAUUUAAAAUCAUCUUGAAAAUAAAAUAUGAUGUGGUUUUUAACAUUAUGUUUGAUAAUAUUCAGUGUGUCUGCAUGCAAGUUCAAAGUUGAACAAGCUAUGAAAAACCAAUUUAUCGUACCAGAUGUCAUUCCUGUAGCUCCAAAGGAAAUGUUACAAGUAUAUUAUCCGAGUGGUUUGAAAGCGGAACUUGGUAAUGAACUAACACCCACUCAGGUAAAAGAUCAGCCAUCAGUUAAAUGGAAUGCUGAACCUUAUUCAUUCUAUACAUUAUGUUUGACUGACCCAGAUGCUGGUCCUAAAUUAAAAGAAUUUAAUCAUUGGUUGAUAGGAAACAUACCAGGUAUAGAUGUGAGUAUGGGAGAAACACUGACUGCAUAUGUUGGUUCUGCAACUCCGCCAAAAACAGGCCUUCAUCGAUACACAUUUUUAGUAUACAAGCAACCAUCAAAAUUGUUAUUUAACGAGCCGCAUAUAAGUAAUAGAACUGCCGAAAAUCGUUUUAAGUUUUCAAUUCAUAAGUUUUCAAAGAAGUACAAAUUAGGAACACCUGUUGCUGGGAAUUUCUACCUCGCACAAUAUGAUGAUUCUGUUCCAAUUAUACUUCAUCAACUCGGACUACAGUAAUUGGUCAUUAACAUUGAAAUUGGAAUUUUAAUUUACUUAAGUGUCUUAGUAUGUCACUAACAUUAAAUGUAAUUUUUUUUUUUCAUUAUUUAAGUUGUUUUAAAAUAAUAAAUACAAUAUGAUUUUAUUUUUA
Molecule: messenger RNA, 976 nt
Organism: Rhopalosiphum padi (bird cherry-oat aphid)
Lineage: Eukaryota; Metazoa; Arthropoda; Insecta; Hemiptera; Aphididae
Product: protein D3-like
Exons: 6
Coding region: 244-843 (199 amino acids)
Source: RefSeq, a predicted model, not a curated record